AUGAGAUGGAUGCAUAUCCAUCCUGUCAACUAUCGGUUUCUGAACCACUCGCUUUCUAUCUUUCUACAACCACCUUUUUGGGCAUCGUGUGGUAUGUUUCGCGUGGGCUCGGGAGGUCUGGUGAGAGCGCUGGACGGCAAUUGCGAGCGUUUGAAAACCAUGGUGGAACGUUGCAUCGAACAAAACAACUUGAUAUCGGCAGAGUUCUUGGCAGAGCUGUUAUGCACAGAAGUACAGAGACUAGAAGGUGCAGAACGGGAAGUCUUCGGCGCAGCGUAUCUUUAUGGACUGGUUUUGUACUUGAAGGGCGAUUUCAAAAGCGCACAAGCGGUCGUGAGACCUUACAGGGCCGAAAAUCUGAUGUGUGCAUACGUCUUGGCUCGCAGUGCGUUGAAGUUAGAAAGACAACAAUGGGACGAAGCAGCACGGAGUCUGGAACUGCUGUUGGACAUUUCUGCAUUUCAAAAUAUGGAAACCUACUACGGAGCCCCAGACGAGGCAACCGUACAUUCCGUUUUGGGCCAUCUAUAUAACAAGAUGGGGAAACUCAAAGAGAGCAGUGUAGCUCAUUUGCGUGCCUUGGAACUCGACCCCUACUUGUGGGAGUCUUUUCUUGCGCUUUGCGACAUGGGAGCUCCCGUCAAAAUCGGCCAAUUGUAUAAAACCUCUUCCUCUUCUGGUGUGCCCAAAAACGGAGUUCUUCAGAAUCCCAAUAAGAAAAAAUCCGGUGUGGUUGCAAAACCCCACACACCGUUCAAGAUUCCCGGACUUGAUCCCAAGAAGAGGAAUUCACAUCCACAUAUUCCGGUACCUAUUUCAAAGCCAAGAACUGGUGCUGCCCACACCAGCACACUUCUUAAACCAAUCAAUGGCGCUGGCGCCUCAUCACCUCAUUCUUCACUCCCAAAAUCACGGCUCUUGGCUACACCUCCUUUCAAAUCAGCAUUACAUGAGAAAUCCAUCACACCGGAACGCGACCCAGGCACUUCAAGAGCUAAUAUUGCCGGGAACUUUGGCAACGGCUCCACAUCGAAGUUUGCAUCGGAACUGGACGCCCAACUUUAUGUACUGGCCAAGGCAUACAAGGCAGCUUCUAGAUUUGAUUGCUACAAGGCUGUAAGAUUACUGAACGAAGAACUUCCUCAGCAUAUUUUGACAGGCAUGCCGUGGGUCCUUGCACUUUUGGGCAAACUGCACUUCGAAUUGGUGAAUUACGAUAUGUCCAAGACGUAUUUCACGUCUUUAAGAGAAUUACAGCCGUUUAGAGUUUCAGAUAUGGAAAUAUACUCGACCCUACUAUGGCAUCUCAAUGAUUCGACAGGGUUAUCAUAUUUGUGCCACGAGCUUCUAGAAAUCAGUCGCACAGCACCGCAAACAUGGUGCUGUAUAGGAAAUCUAUUCUCACUACAAAAAGAUCACGAAGAGUCUACCAAGGCGUUUCAACGAAGCACGCUAAUUGAUCCGCAAUUCACAUAUGCAUACACUUUACAAGGGCACGAAUACUCAAGUAAUGACGCUUUUGAUACUGCAAUGACUUGUUAUCGUAAGGCUCUAGCUUCAAACCCUCAGCAUUACAAUGCCUACUAUGGUCUAGGUAUGUGCUGCUUGAAGCUCGGACAAUACGAAGAGUGCUUUUUACACUUCGAAAAAGCAAGAAGCAUCAACCCGGUUAACGUCAUUUUGAUUUGCUGCUGUGGAGUUGCACUGGAGAAGCUGUCUCAUCGUGAAAAAGCUCUUCAGUAUUAUGAUCUAGCAUGUGAACUACAGCCCAUGUCGUCACUUGCGCUAUUCAAGAGGGCACAGUUGCUUCUUUCUAUGGGCAAAUACAAUCUCGCACUGGGUAAUUUCGAGCGAUUGGUAACGAUUGCACCGGAUGAGGCGACCAUCCAUUUCUUGCUAGGACAGCUCUAUCAAAUAAUGGGCAGAAAGCAAGAUGCGGUCAAGGAAUUGACCAUCGCAAUGAAUUUGGAUCCAAAGGGCAGCCAGCUGAUCCAGAGUGCAUUAGAAAAGUGCCACUUAAUGGACUAA
This is a messenger RNA of Lachancea sp. 'fantastica', 2028 nucleotides long. The record is from the annotation of a GenBank genome assembly. NCBI's taxonomy places the organism in Eukaryota, Fungi, Ascomycota, Saccharomycetes, Saccharomycetales, Saccharomycetaceae.